Messenger RNA from Rhincodon typus (whale shark), 1323 nucleotides. RefSeq names its product glutamate receptor ionotropic, kainate 5-like. Gene Ontology annotation, cellular component: presynaptic membrane; kainate selective glutamate receptor complex; postsynaptic membrane. Lineage: Eukaryota; Metazoa; Chordata; Chondrichthyes; Orectolobiformes; Rhincodontidae. The record is from RefSeq and is a predicted model, not a curated record. The transcript is spliced from 10 exons. The coding region runs from base 1 to 1323 and encodes 440 amino acids. Gene Ontology annotation, biological process: synaptic transmission, glutamatergic; modulation of chemical synaptic transmission. Gene Ontology annotation, molecular function: kainate selective glutamate receptor activity; transmitter-gated monoatomic ion channel activity involved in regulation of postsynaptic membrane potential.
AUGUUCCUGGGCCAUAUUAUUGGACAUGAACAGAUGACCACAUGGAAUGUGAAAACAAAGGUUAUUGGUGAGUUUCUCAUCGAUGAAGAGGAGAGUCUCCUUCGCCUUGAGGAAUUAGUGCGGCAGUUCCUCAUCUCCAAGGACUCGCUGUCAAUACGAAUGCUUGACCAUUCCAAUGACCCCACGCCCCUGUUGAAAGAAAUCCGGGACGACAAGAUUUCCACCAUCAUCAUUGAUGCCAAUGCCUCCGUGUCUUACCUCAUCCUGAAAAAGGCUGCUGAACUUGGAAUGACCUCUGCAUACUACAAAUACAUUCUGACGACAAUGGAUUUCCCUGUUUUACAGCUCAGUGAAAUUGUUGAUGACCAGGCGAAUAUCAUUGGCUUCUCCAUGUUGAAUCCCAGACAUCCGUUUUUCCUGGAGUUUAUCCGUAGCCUUAACAUGUCAUGGAGGGAAAACUGUGAUACGGCUCAUUUCCCUGGAGCUGCGCUUCCCUCUGCUCUGAUGUUCGAUGCUGUUCAUGUUGUGGUGAACGCUGUGCGUGAGCUGAACCGCAGCCAGGAGAUUGGUCUGAGACCACUGGCAUGUACCACCUCCCAGAUCUGGCAGCACGGCACCAGCCUGAUGAACUACCUGCGCACGGUUGAGUACGAAGGGCUGACGGGCCGAGUGGAGUUUAACAGUAAGGGACAGCGGAUGAACUACACUCUGAGGAUCCUGGAGCAGGGCAAGGAUGGUCACAAGCAGAUUGGGAGCUGGCACUCGUCUCGAGGAUUGAUAAUGGAUGCCACCUUCCUUGAUAUCAACGUGUCGGAGACACUCAUCAACAAAACCCUCAUCGUCACCACCAUCCUCGAGAACCCGUACGUGAUGAGGAAGCGUAACUUCCAGCAGCUGGCAGAGAACGAUCAGUACGAGGGGUUCUGUGUCGACAUGCUCAAGGAACUCGGUGACAUCCUCAAGUUCAACUUCAAGAUCAAACUGGUGGAUGAUGGACUGUACGGAGCUCCAGAAGCAAAUGGCUCCUGGACGGGAAUGGUCGGAGAGCUCAUCCAGAGGCUGGAUAAAUACCUGAUCCCUGGUAACAAGGACUUCCAUGAAAAACUGGCAGGGAUUGUUAGCAUUUUACAAGGGCUGGCCCAGGCUGCCAUUUAUCUGGAUGAUGUACCAAUGACGGGGAAGACUGAUAAAGAGCGCUUGGAGAACAUGGACAUAGUGCUUAAACGUUUCUACCAGGUGGGCAUAUGCCUUCGGUUGGAAAAAUGUGUGUUCCUGGCACCCCCAGUUACCAGCUUGGGUUACAGAGUGGACAAGACUGGGUGA